Manihot esculenta (cassava) is the source of this 2427-nucleotide messenger RNA. RefSeq names its product probable L-type lectin-domain containing receptor kinase S.5. The transcript has a single exon. The record is from RefSeq and is a predicted model, not a curated record. Gene Ontology annotation, molecular function: carbohydrate binding; protein kinase activity; ATP binding. Gene Ontology annotation, biological process: protein phosphorylation. Gene Ontology annotation, cellular component: plasma membrane. NCBI's taxonomy places the organism in Eukaryota, Viridiplantae, Streptophyta, Magnoliopsida, Malpighiales, Euphorbiaceae. Bases 221 to 2167 code for a protein of 648 amino acids.
AUUUCAAAAGUCAGAAAAGAGAACAAAGUAAAAGAUUUAGGAAAAUGCAUGGAACUUACUCCCUAUAGUCCCAUUCCACAAGUCAUCAACCUUACCCAGCUUAUUUUAAAUUUUGGCCAUCUGCAAACUUUGGAAUCUCACCUUCUCCUUCAUAGUUUCAGAAAAUUGCAGAAGAAAAUCCUACCAAAAACCGUAGAUUAUUUCCAAGUUCUUGAAAGAUAUGCUCUUCUGUGUUGCUGCCAAGUUCUUAGCAGUAGCAAUCCUUCUUGGGUUUCGUCUUGCUCGAGUUGAUUGCUUGAAUUUUAACUUUACAGAAUUCAACCCAUCAUCAAGAGACCAACUCAUUCUGAGUGGUAAUUCAAAUUUGUUUUGGGGAGCCAUCCAAGUUACACCAGAUGCUGAUGGAGCCCCUAAAACUAACAAAUCAGGCCGCACAAUCUACGGAAAGCCAUUCAGACUCUGGAAGAAGAAAGGCUUCAACUCAUCUUUUAAUACCACCUUCGUGCUCAAUAUUCAAAAUCAGACAUACCCAGGAGGAGAAGGCGUGGCCUUUAUAUUAACAGGAUCGUCCGACGUCGACAUUAACGCCGACGGACAGUGGCUUGGUAUAGUAGAGCCGCAGAUGAACAAUUCCGCUCAAGCUCAGACAGUGGGGAUAGAGUUUGACACUAGGAAAAGCUACGAAGAAGAUCUUGAUGACAACCAUGUCGGCUUGGAUAUAAACACUGUCUACUCUCGCGUACAAUUCUCAUUAACUAAUCUUGGUGUUAAUCUUUCCAGUGGUACGAACAUUAGCGUACGUGUCCGAUACGAUGGUGAACUAAAAAAUCUGACCGUCUUCCUCGAGGACAUGAAGAUUCCAGUGUUCUCUGCGAUCAUCGAUCUCUCACUCUAUCUUCCAGAGAAAGUUUACGUGGGAUUUUCAGGCUCAACAAGCAAUUACACUCAGCUCAACUGCGUGAGAUCAUGGGCGUUCAACAGUAAUGAUAAAGAUGACAAGAAUCUUUUCUGGGUUUGGAUUGUGGUUCCAGUCCUAGGAUUGGCCUUGCUGGUUGGUGUCGCCUUCUCUGUUUACUGGAAGAAGAAAAUAGACAGAGAGAAAAUAGAGGAUUCUUAUCCCAGCAUAGAAGAAUUAAUCCAAGGCUCCUCCACUGCUCCCCGGAAGUUCAAACUGAAACAUCUUCGGAAAGCAACCGGCAACUUCAGCCACAAGAACAAGCUUGGCAAAGGCGGCUUUGGAACUGUCUACAAAGGGCUCAUGGGAGACAAGCUGGUCGCUGUCAAGAAAGUUUCCAAGAAAUCAACUCAAGGCAAGACAGAAUUCAUAGCAGAAGUCACCACAAUUGGCAAGCUUCAUCACAGAAAUCUCGUCAAGUUAAUCGGAUGGUGCUAUGAAAGACGCGAAUUCAUCCUUGUUUACGAGUACUUGCCUAAUGGAAGCCUAGACAGAUUCAUUUUCUGUGAUGACAAGUCCAGCAUGGAGGAAUCUACGAUAAGCUGGGAGACAAGGCUCAGCGUAGUAACUGGCUCAGCACAGGCGUUGGAUUAUCUGCACAACGGCUGCGAGGAGAGGAUACUUCACCGAGACAUCAAAUCCAGCAACAUAAUGUUAGAUUCUGAGUUCAAUCCCAAGCUGGGUGAUUUUGGACUUGCUCGUACCAUUAAACUCAGUGAUCAAACUCAUCACUCGACGAAAGAACUUGCAGGAACACCAGGCUAUAUGGCUCCAGAGAGUAUUCUCACAGGAAGAUUUACAAUUGAAACAGAUGUUUAUGCCUUCGGGAUCCUUGUCCUGGAAGUUGCCUGUGGAAGGAAACCUGGGAGUCAAAAUCAUCAGGAUGAUUAUAGCUGCAACAUCGUGAAUUGGGUAUGGGACCUCCAUAGAAAAGGAAGGAUAAUCAACGCCGCAGAUCCCAGAUUGAAUGGAGACUUUGCAACAGAAGAUAUGGAGCGAGUCCUUAUUCUGGGAUUGGCAUGUUGCCACCCGAAUCCACACAAGAGGCCGUCGAUGAAAAUUGUUUUGCAGGUUCUGAAAGGGGAAGCAACAGCGCCAUCAGUGCCCAGUGAAAGGCCUGUUUUUAUGUGGCCCCCGUUGCCUCCAUCUUUCAAAGAGCUCGAUAUCUCUCUUGGCCAACUCGCUCCAUUUUCAGAACUCAGUGCAAGAUAAAAGCAAGCAACAUAAUUUAAUCAGAAUGGUGUUCUUCUCCAUUCAUGCCGGUUUUAGUUAGCAGAUCAUGGACACUCUGUAAGGAAUUAGCAAUAAGGUCCUUGUAGUCUAGCCACAAAUUAAAAUAUUUGAUUUUUAUUUUUCCUUUUCUCCCUGUGAGAAUGUCACCUGAUCACAGGUUCAGUGGCAUUUCUUGUUGGAGAAGAUCUAUAUGUUUUCUUUCUUUAUAUUUUCUCUGUAAAUAUCAUGAUCAUCUUUCC